AUGCCAUUCGGAAACACCCACAACAAGUUCAAAAUGAACUACAAGCCGGAGGAGGAGUACCCUGACCUCACCAAGCACAACAACCACAUGGCCAAGGUGCUGACCCCCGACCUCUACAAGAAGCUUCGGGACAAGGAGACGCCGUCGGGCUUCACGCUGGAUGAUGUCAUUCAGACUGGGGUGGACAAUCCAGGUCACCCCUUCAUCAUGACCGUGGGCUCCGUGGCCGGGGACGAGGAGAGCUACGAAGUGUUCAAGGAUCUCUUCGACCCCAUCAUCCAGGACCGCCACGGGGGCUACAAGCCCACCGACAAGCACAAGACCGACCUCAACCACGAGAACCUCAAGGGUGGAGACGACCUGGACCCCAACUACGUGUUCAGCAGCCGCGUCCGCACCGGCCGCAGCAUCAAGGGCUACUCGCUGCCCCCACACUGCUCCCGGGGGGAGCGCAGGGCCGUGGAGAAACUCUCCGUGGAAGCCCUCAACAGCCUGACAGGUGAGUUCAAGGGCAAAUACUACCCCCUGAAGAGCAUGACGGAGGCCGAGCAGCAGCAGCUCAUCGAUGACCACUUCCUCUUUGACAAGCCCGUGUCCCCUCUGCUGCUGGCCUCAGGCAUGGCCCGGGACUGGCCCGACGCCCGCGGCAUCUGGCACAAUGACAACAAGACUUUCCUGGUGUGGGUGAACGAGGAAGAUCACCUCCGGGUCAUCUCCAUGCAGAAGGGGGGCAACAUGAAGGAGGUUUUCCGCCGCUUCUGCGUGGGGCUGCAGAAGAUCGAGGAGAUCUUCAAGAAAGCCGGUCACCCCUUCAUGUGGAAUGAGCACCUGGGCUAUGUGCUUACCUGCCCUUCCAAUCUGGGCACUGGGCUGCGUGGCGGCGUGCACGUGAAGCUGGAGCAUCUGAGCAAGCACCCCAAAUUCGAGGAGAUCCUCACCCGCCUGCGCCUGCAGAAGCGGGGCACAGGCGGCGUUGACACAGCUGCCGUGGGCUCGGUGUUCGACGUGUCCAACGCGGAUCGUCUGGGCUCGUCCGAGGUGGAGCAGGUGCAGCUGGUGGUGGACGGCGUGAAGCUCAUGGUGGAAAUGGAGAAGAAACUGGAGAAGGGCGGCUCCAUCGACGACAUGAUUCCCGCCCAGAAAUAG
Suncus etruscus (white-toothed pygmy shrew) is the source of this 1146-nucleotide messenger RNA. It is a transcript of the gene CKM, whose product is annotated as creatine kinase, M-type. Gene Ontology annotation, molecular function: creatine kinase activity. Bases 1 to 1146 code for a protein of 381 amino acids. The transcript is spliced from 7 exons. Gene Ontology annotation, biological process: phosphocreatine biosynthetic process. Lineage: Eukaryota; Metazoa; Chordata; Mammalia; Eulipotyphla; Soricidae. The record is from RefSeq and is a predicted model, not a curated record.